Molecule: messenger RNA, 1313 nt
Organism: Penicilliopsis zonata CBS 506.65
Lineage: Eukaryota; Fungi; Ascomycota; Eurotiomycetes; Eurotiales; Aspergillaceae
Exons: 2
Coding region: 154-1041 (295 amino acids)
Biological process (GO): mRNA 3'-end processing
Cellular component (GO): mRNA cleavage and polyadenylation specificity factor complex
Molecular function (GO): mRNA binding
Source: RefSeq, a predicted model, not a curated record
GGGCACGAGAGCAACAAAGUCGUCUGUUCUUGCUUCAAUUAUAACAGCUGAAUACUAGAGGUACUCGGCACUUUUCUUGUGACCGGAGCUUGCUUUUUACUCUCGCGCGACAGCUGUUUCGUUUGAUUCUGGCAGGCUACUGUUCCUGGCAAGAUGGCGCCUUCAGAUCGGCAGGGAAAGAGCGUUUUCCUGGGGAAUAUUCCGUACAACCUUACUGAGGAGCAGGUCAAGGACAUUCUCAGUUCUGCCGGUACGGUCACGAAAUUCCGCCUGAUGAUCAACCCCGAGACAGGAAAACCGAAAGGAUAUGGGUUUGCCGAUUUUGCCGAUGCAGACGCUGCUGCCUCCGCCGUGCGCAAUCUGAACGACUACGAGAUCAUGGGGCGGAAAAUCCGCGUGGAUUGGCCUCACAACAACGAGAAGGACUCGGUGCCGCUGGACUACUCGCAGCAACCGCAGGUGGCCAUGACCGGCCAGGAUAGUGGGAUACCAACCCAGCAGUCGAGCUCUUCUCUGCCCCCCCUGCCGCCUGGGGUUGAACUGCCACCACACCUCGACUGUCCGAACGCCAUCUCGCAGACGCUCUCGAGCCUGCCCCCGAACCAGCUGCUGGAUGUGCUGGCGCAGAUGAAACAGUUGGCCGUGGCAGACCCUGCGCGGGCGACGGAGCUGCUGCGCCAGGCCCCGCAGCUCGCAUAUGCCAUCUUCCAGGCCCUGCUCCUCAUGAAUCUCGUCGACUAUAGCACUCUUGGAUCGGUGGUGGAGCAAGCGUCGCAGCCAGCGCCCCCCCCGGCGGCCCAGGCAUACCAGCCGUACCAAGGAGGAGCACCCGCUCAAAUAUCGACCCCGCCGGUGGCGAGCACGCCAUUUGCGCCCCCUCCUGCCGUCCAAGCGCCGCCGCCUCAGCAAGUACCUGGCCAAGAGGAACUGCUGCAGCAGGUCCUCAGCAUGCCUCAAGCAGCCAUCGAUGCCCUGCCUCCAGUAGAACGCGGCCAGAUCAUGCUUCUCAGACAGCAGCUUAUGCAGGGAGGCAUGAGGUAGUAAAAGUUGCAGGGAAAAAAAGGCCGCUUUUUGAUAAUUUCAUUCCCAUGGGUUUGUGGUGGUGCAGAUGUUUCAAUCUCAGGGUGGUAUGGCGCACGAGGAACUUUACAUAGCUACUACUUAUUGUGUUUCGAGGGCCGCUCAUUUCAUGUACUUACGGAGCAGUCUUCAUGCAGUUUAAUGAACUUGACUUGAUACUUUUGGUCCUUAUUGCAACAGAAGACGAUCACCAAUAUAGUUAUAUGAACACGCAAUGUUAUACUGGACUCGGC